UUCAAAACAACAUAAAACAAAAAAUAAUAUAAUAUUUUACUCUGUCUUAGAGUUUUAGAGUCGACUUACCAGACAUUUCACAGUGUAUUUUCACGUAAAGAAGUGGUUCCUGUCACGGUUAUAAUUUGUUCAUUUAUUAUAAAGCUAGUAAAAAGACGUUACCCACCCCCGCCAUGCGAGCUGCUGCGGUAUUUGCUAUUUAUUUGCUUAAAAGGGCGUGGGUGUUGCUACAGUAAUCUCUCUCGCUCACUCACUUCUUUUUUCUUAUUUUUAAGUUCAUUAUCACCACCGGAGGCGCGUUGUAGGGGUUAAUUUAGCACUGAGUAGGGGAUGGCCAGGGCGCACACAGUGAACUACUUGUGUCGAUCACUCCCACAGAGGCGAUGCCCUUUUGUGGAGAGGUCUCUUGUCACAGCGGACAGACGACAUUCACAGUCGGGACACAAGGACACAAAGAGAAGAACUGCAUUUUAAAAGGCUCCAUUCUUCCCCCGCUGCCGCUGGGUGUAGACUGUGGGUGUUUGAGAGGAUCUUUGUUGCCCGGAGAAAAGUGAAGAAGAAGAAUAAGCUCUGUGAACGUGUUGUGGGGGGGAUUUUACGCUGAAGGUUACUACAGUACAGUCGAUGCUGUCAUCCACUCCACCCCAGCCUGCUUUUCCCGGAGUUACCUUGUUUUGGAUGAGGAGAGGCACUCUUACGCAUAGCUUUACGCAUUGAUUGUGCAAAGAGGUGGCCGCACGAGGCUGCCAGGAUGAACUUAGUUUUCGGGGUUCCUGCGGGUUAGAGUUUUAACUCUUUUCACUUAGCUUCAAAAAGAGGUGUAUUUGUGGGUUAUCUGCUCAAAAGGAUGCCAACUGACAAAUACGCAAACAUGGAGGAAAAACUGUGGAUACUAGAGGACCUCAACAUGAUGUACAUCCGUCAGAUUGCACUAAGUUUGCAGGACAGUGACAUUCAGAAGAAGAUUGACCAUGAGAUACGGAUGCGCGAUGGCGCCUGCAAAUUGUUGGCUGCCUGCUCGCAAAGAGAUCAGGCUUUGGAGGCAGCAAAGAGCCUGCAGACAUGCAGCACUCGUAUCAUGGCCUACAUGUCAGAGCUUCAGAGAAUGAAAGAAGCUCAGGUCAUGCAGAACGUCCCACGCAGAUCGUCAGAUGCCGGGCCGAUGGAUGACCGACGGCCUUGUAAAGGAAAAGUGGCAAUCUCAGAUCUUCGGAUCCCUCUCAUGUGGAAAGAUACAGAGUACUUCAAGAACAAAGGAGAGCUUCAUAGGUGUGCAGUGUUCUGCCUGCUACAGCUGGGAGGAGAGAUCUUUGACACAGAAAUGGUGAUCGUGGACCGGACUCUCACCGACAUUUGCUUUGACAACACUAUUAUAUUUAAUGAAGCCAGCCCUGGUUUUGAGUUACGAGUUGAGCUGUAUAGCUGCUGCUCAGAGGAUGACUACUCUGCAGGAAGCACACCAAGGAAACUAGCCAGCAAACUGAGUUCUUCACUGGGGCGAUCAGCUGGGAGAAAGCUCCGAGCUGCCAUGGAACCCGGACCGUGCAGUCCUGUCAGCAAUGGAGGUGCAGCUCCUCUUCUGCUGCCAGUUCCUUCCGUACCGGGCCCCAAGUACCACCUCUUAGCUCAUACCACACUGUCGCUGUCACACGUCCAGGACAGCUUUCGCACGCAUGACCUCACCAUUUCAGGCAACGAAGAGUGUUCAUACUGGCUGCCGCUCUAUGGCAGUAUGUGCUGCCGCCUUGCAGCUCAGCCCCACUGUAUGACCCAACAGAUGAUGAGUGGAUGUUUGAAAGUUAAGCAGUGUGGAGGUGACCCUCAGAGUUGGACAAAAGUGUAUGCUGUUCUAAAAGGAACAAGCCUUUUCUGCUACCACCAGCAAGAAGAUGUGGAGGCUAAUAUUGAGCCAGCUUUCACUAUUGGCAUCAACAAGGAGACCAGAAUACGUGCGUCAGAGAAGGACCCUCACAGCAAAGUUCAGAAUAUCUGCAUCAGUAACCAGUAUGGGGGGGAGGAGGUCAUGCACACUUUGACCACAGACAGCCGGGAGGACACACACCGAUGGAUGGAAGCUUUUUGGCAGCACUUCUACGAUAUGAGCCAGUGGAAGCAAUGCUGUGAUGACGUGAUGAAAAUUGAGCUUCCGUCACCAAGGAAACCAGCUCCUGUCACACCAAAACAGGGAUCUCUUUACCAUGAAAUGGUUAUUGAGUCAUCAGAUGACCUCAGCAGCACUGUGUCAGACAUCUUGGCUCGGAGGAUGCAGGAGCUGGAACUCCGCAGCCAGCUGGGCACAUCUCCCACCUGGAUGUCUAUGUUUGAGGAGAACAAUACAAAAAGCACUGGCUUCCGUCAACAAUGUACUUCUCGCCUGUCUGGCCACAGCCCCUGCACUCCUCAUCGUUUUCCCCGGAGUCCCGCGAGUCCUCACCGCUGCCCGCAACUGGGUCUGUUGUCAUCAGAUGCAAGUUUGACAUCAGACAGCGACAGCCACUGUAGCACCAGCCCCUGCUCUCACCACCAUGGCUGGCCCGAGCCUUCCUCAAACUUCUGUUUUUUGUCAUCUUCCCCCUCCCGUCUGAGGCCACGUACUCUUUCAUUGGACGCUAAGCUCAGCACCCUUCGAGGCAGGGGAUACGGAGGAGGAGGGACCUUACUGUGCCCAUACCAGCCUCCUCCCUCAUCGCUGCUCACUCCUCUCCCCACGUCCUCUCGUUCACCUCGGUCACAGCACAGCACACAGACUACGCUCUCCUGCUCCAGCUCCACCUCAAGCAAUAGCUCCAGCAAUAGCGAGGGCAGCCACAGCCCAGAGUCAUCUGAGGGAGCUCCUUUUUCAAGGCCAUCCCCAGCUCGGCGCAGCCUAAGGAACCUUAGGGCCAGACUUGACCCACGUAACUGGCUCCAAAGUCAGGUGUGAACUUGUUUCCUGACAGACUUAAAGGCAGCAGUGCUCAUUAAACCCUGGUUUAACUGGCUUAACAUGUCAACUAAACUCAGGCAAACUGCUUGGCCAUGUGAGCAGGAUUCUGUUAGCAUACUUUGACAGAGAUAGGUCAUGACAGACCCUCCUGGGUCAAACUGGAAUGUCAUCUAACAAAAAAGACAGUUGACAAUCACUGCAGGGAACUUUGGGUUUCCACAGUUGUGAAAAUGGGGGGUACUCUCCUGGCUUUGAGAAAUGAUGGUCCUGCUCUUGGGAGAAAGUACUGCUAAGAAUUAAAGACUUGCUUGGAUAUGCACCACACUAUACUUAUUGUCUUUUUUUUAAUCUAACUGUAAAACUGGAAAUGGUUUGAUUUUGCCCUCUGCAUCAGAAAUCCUUGCCACUCAAGUGUUUUGAAGUCAUCUCUCUCUGUGAACCAGCUUUAUUUUGAUCGGUUGUUGAUGUCAAGGUUUGCGGUGUGUGCCAUUGAGACCAGUGAGCAUGAAGCAAAAUGAGCGUACAGUAUAGGGGAAAAGC
Messenger RNA from Melanotaenia boesemani (Boeseman's rainbowfish), 3466 nucleotides. RefSeq names its product rhotekin a (gene rtkna). Gene Ontology annotation, biological process: actomyosin contractile ring assembly; mitotic cytokinesis; septin ring organization. Bases 848 to 2923 code for a protein of 691 amino acids. The record is from RefSeq and is a predicted model, not a curated record. Lineage: Eukaryota; Metazoa; Chordata; Actinopteri; Atheriniformes; Melanotaeniidae. Gene Ontology annotation, cellular component: actomyosin contractile ring. The transcript is spliced from 11 exons.